AUGGGAUUGUUGGGAGUCAUAAGCUUUUCUUUAGCACUGGUAUCUUUAACUCAGGUAAAUAUGACUUUUUAUUUAUUUUUUUUACUCAACAAGAAUAUGAGUAAGGGUCUAACAUUAUAACCUGGAAUAAUUUCUUAUUACUGUUAUUUACAGAUAUCUAGCUGUAGUGCAAAAGGUAAGUGAAUCAAGAAAUUAAAUGUACUUGUGAUUUUAGAGCGAGUGUAUAUGGAUAUUUUCUGUUUCUUUACUUGUACAAUAUAGAGUGGAUCAGGAAAGCCAAAAUCAAAACUUCAGUCUAAAUUUACUUUCACCAUAAAAAGACAAAUUAAAGGUUGGUUUUGGUGUUUUGUAGUUAUAUUUCAGUGCUGCCUGUUUCCAUCUCUUUCAGGGUGCAAAAUCACGUCAGCCACAGCUUCAGGCCCCUCAUCCAUCCGGGUAAAAUGGAAACCAUGCGAAGAUGCAACAAACUACUUUUUGGACCUUCGGGUGAAAAACAAUACAAACUUUGCACCAGUGGUGGUGACACUUUCUGCACGCACCACAGAGUGGAAUGUCAAUGGUCUGAGAGCAGGAUCGGACUACAGUGUAACCCUCAAAGUCUUUGAGUUCUACUAUGUGGUGUGUGUGGAUACAGUUGAAGCAACGACAGGUAAACAGAAUGAUAGAACAAGAAGGUAAAAUUGACCUAUUACUGUGAGUGCAGAAAUAUCUUCCUUUUUUAAUGUCAUUUACGUUUUAGGGGUCAAAUGUGGACAUGAUUGAUUUAACGGCGCAAAAUUCUGAACAAAAACUGCACUCCUUAAGGGCUGUGUCAAUAAAUAGUUCAUAACACUACUUUAAAGCCCCCUUAUAAUGCAUUUUGUCUGCUCUCUCCCUCCCAGUCCCCGCCAAAUCACAGAUAGUAGACGGCAGGGCGUUAUCGAGCACUUCAAUAAUGGUAGAAUGGACAGAAGUUCCCUCAGCAGAGUACUAUUACCUGCAGGUGAUCUCUCAGACAACAGGAGAAGUGUUCAACCAGACCUACAAAAACUCGUCUGCAGUCGUGGGAAACCUACAGUCCUCCAGCAACUACGACAUCUACAUCUUCACAGUAAAUCAUGCCGGGAUGGGGGGCAGCAGCAAAGUCAGGACCGUCACAACCUGUGAGUGAAUUCAUCUCCAAGCUAAAAAGAGCUUUUGAAGAAAGGGUGGAUGGUAUAAAGACAAAGAAACAUCUCAGUAUCUAAUGUGAAGAAAAUUGAAAAGUUGGGGGUACGAUUUAAGACAAGCACUGGUAUCUUCAGAGGUUUUUUGUUCAGAGGACCCAACAAAAAUGUUGCUCAUUGCAAUUUUGUUUUAUGGUUGUUAAGCCGAGAUUCAUGACCAGAAAAAUAGGUAGUUGCUUUCAAUUACAUGUCUUGAUGGUACAGCCCAUAAAUAUGAAUGUAUAUGAAAGUAUUGCCGAUGAAUUUUAGAGUUAGCCUGAUGUAUAAAGUGGGCCUUAUCGUACAUUACAUCCUCUUUUUUUAACAUCUAUGCCUCUUACACAUCAAAGAUGUCAAAUCCUGAGAUUUUUGUUAUCUCUCCAUGAUAGUAAUCCUGAGUGGAAUCAAGUUUUUGAGAUGAAAUACUGAGAAAAAGAGAUCCUGGACAAUAUCCGAAUCAAUAAGUGUGAUUUCUAUUCCUUGAGGACAUUUUUAGCAUCCUUGGAAAAUCCAAAUUGCACUGUGGCCAAUAUUUAAUUAAACCACUGCAGCAAAAUUUGGGUUUAUCAGUUAUAGAGAAGACAUUUCUGGGAUAAAAUUUUGGCACAUCCAUUAUUCCACAUAUCUGUUUUGGACUCCAAAACAACUUAGCAGUAUUAAGAUUAAUAUGUUUCAAUGAUGUAUCCUCUAACAAAGCCCUUAUGUCUGUCUGUCUGUAGUGGUGAUGCCUCCAGUCGGUGUUCAAGCAACACAAACUGGCUUAGGAAUGGCGAGGGUGACAUGGCAGCCAGUGGAGGACGUUCUGUUGUACAGUGUCAUUGUCAGAGAUGUUGAUGACCCAGGCAGCCGGCCUAAAGUCUACAAUGUCUCAGACACCAGGCUGGAUGUUCAAGGCAUCCUCCCAUGCUCCACCUAUCUGAUAUCCGUGUCCUCUUUCAACAAGUUCCUGAUUCCGAGUGAGCCCACGGACCACACAUACACCACUAACAGUAAGUCUCCGUGGCCAAACAAAUAUCAGUAACUUGUUGAUUAGGAUCUAGGUCAGCUUUUCUCUCUGAGGCGUUCCUUUCAGACAUGCAGAAUGUGAUCCUCAGGGGAAAUAGGAUUCAGAUGAUUCACAUCCUACUUGUUGUUGAGCUUGUCGUGUAAAUAUGCACCUUGGAAAAAUUAAAAAUCCUCAGUAAAUGUUUGCUCAUUUUACCAGUUUUAGUGUUGGCCUCUUCUGAGUAGCCAGAGAAAAUUUGGAAAUCCUCAUCUUUGCAUACAGUAGCCUAUUUGUAGAGGGGUAAACGGCGCCCCUCUCAACCGAUAGACACAAACUUGAAUUUUUUCAUCGGAGCUGAACAGUAUCUUGAUUGUCUGGUACAACAAAAUUAUCACUCUCCAUUGACAGUUUCUGAUAUCAACUGUGUUGACUGUGGACCUCUUUUGACUUUCUAGUAAUUUUUCGUCCCAUGAAUAAAACUCAUUGAGUGAAUUCUCUCUCCGGCAGAGCUUACACCUGUAUCUUCAGUUUCCGUCGACUACACCUGCACCACCGACUCAGUCAUGGUGGAGUGGACUGGUGUGUUUGGUGCCGACUCAUACGAGGCAAUGGCAGUCAGUGAAAACGGCACAAAACGGAUGUGCACCAGCCCUGGAACCAACUGUAGGAUUAGUGGACUGAUCUGUAGCCAGAGCUACGUGGUCCACGUAGUACCCAUUUCAGAGAGCUGCACGAACACGUUAAACACCACCACAGUCACUUUUCAGACAGGUAAGACACAGCGGUCUUUGAAAAAGGAACUAUUGUGUUAAAUGACUCAGCAGUUUCUUUUGUUAAAGCCAAGAUAAUUGAUCUUCUUUGGAACAAAAGGAAAAAUUUGACCUGUGGUUUUCUGAUCGGACCUGAUGCCAAUAAAGAUUCAAGAGGAUUGUGCUUACAGUAUCCAAAUCAACAUAUCCACAAGUGUUACUGCUCUUUAAAGUCUGGUUCAAGGUUCAAGCUGGAGUUUACCUUCAAAAACCCAGCUUGUGAUCUUGUUGACAAACUGAUUGGGUGGAAAAACUGGAAAACAUUUCAUCUAAAUCCAAAGAGGCAGAAAAAAAAAAAAUCAGAUCUAGUCAUGAGAAAGAGGAAUUAUCUCCAGAGAUACACAGACAAUUCCUCCAAAUACCCAAGUCUUUAAUCUUCAGGGGGAUUUUAAUAGAUGUUUAAAACACGUCCAUAGUCAUUGGGAUGCUUUUCCCAAUCAGACAGAACUCUUUGUCCAGGCCGCAAAUCCACAGGUGUGGAGUACUUCCUGUUAUUGGGAAGGCUUCAACUACAACAGCUAAACAACCCUUCAUAUUAUUUCAAUCAGUUUCACCUGCUUUUAAAACAAGUUAACAGUAAUUGUAAGUGCUGUGCUAACAAAAAGUCUGGACCUACUGCUUUCUGUGUUUUAGUUAUUAUAUCCAGGCUUCAUGUAGCUCUAGAAUUGCGCUUGUCACAUCUUAAGUAGUACAAUCUAAAAAUCUGAAAAUCUAAAAAAUCCAAAACUUGAUCAAGUUUCAAACAAGAACCACAAGUUCAAAUAAAGGUCUGAACUGGAUUAGUAUCAGUGCCGUCAGUGCCUUACACCUGACGGAGAUGCUCCGUGACUUUUACAGCUCCACCCAACCAUCCGUUUAGUGGAGGCAGUUAAUCCUGUCAUCUCACGUAUCACUCUAUUCUCUGGGCUGAGAUUUUCUGUCCAACCUAAUCCCCGGGGGGGUCACAGGGGCUGACGUGACUUGGAUGAUUCUCAAUAUGAUUUUAUGACAAGUUACCGUUUGAUCCAAGGUGUACGGCUAUUUAAUACUUGAGGGAACUCUGGAUAAAUGCAAUCUUGUGACUUAACACUUUUUUCCUUGAGCCUUAAGGAGUAAUAAAAUGUAACUGAGCCAAUUAAAAAAUUAUUUUGAUCUAGUCUGGUAAAUUAACACUGCUGUUAUUGGCCUCAAAUGGCCUCAGCGUUUACCAUAAAGAAAAAAAAAAAAACAGGAUUUCAGGGAUUAAAAUCCAGCGAAAUAAAACUCAGACUCAAAAUCAUAAAAGCAAUAAGAACAUAUAGACAUCCACUUUAUUUUUUAACUAAACUUCAUUUUUUUUUAAUUAUUAAAAAAGCUUUUUAAGUAAUUUUUAAGUAUGUUUAAGUUCUUUUUGUAGAAAAAUGCACCUUCAUAGUUUGUGUCCCCCCCCCUCAGGUUAAGGCACACGGAGGUCGGAUCAGUUAGAAGUCAUUUGGGGAUAGCUGUUUACAUCUUUGUUGGUCGGUUUCAAAAUACACCGCAUCAGUAGGUGUCUACUUUAAAAAACUGGGUCUUCUAUUGAGAUUCUCUUUCCUUAUCAUAUUGUGUUGUGUUCAGGCUGCGAAGAAUGAGCCUGUGUUUGUGUUAAACCUGAAACCUUGUACAGUGAAAAGCAUCGCUGGAGCAUAAUCUUCAGUAUCAGGGCGUUUUAACCUGAAUGGGAUAUGAGACGCUGGCUUUUUGAUGUUGAUAUUUAACUCCAUGUACGUUUUUCUUUUUUUAACAUCUCUUAUCUGUGUAUGUCUUUAUGUAUGUUCCUAUCUAGCUUCCUAUUUAAUGUAAAAGAGAUUGAUAGAUGGUCGUCUAUUAAAAAGUGUCAAUUUCCUCUCAGUCCCUUGUCCCCCAAAGCAGCUGGAGUUAUUGCGAGAGUGUUCCAGUGAAGUCAUUGUCUUCUCCUGGGAGCACACAAACAACACAGACCACUACAUGGCCAGAGCAGUGGACUCUCAGGUACUGCACUCAAACGGUCCUCAUUAUCAAAUAAAACAUAGAAUAAACCCCAGGAAAUUCUCAAAAUUAAAAUUUCUUACCGUGGGACGAGAAUUUGGAUUCCACUCUCAGGGCUGUUUGUCCUAUAAAAAGGAAGUUAGCUCAGCGCAAAGACUGGAAAAAGCAAGGAAAAAGAAGGUCAUACUUACAAAGGUUAACUAAUUUUAUGUGCAUGUAUUUUGAUUUAAGUUACCCAGCAAAACAACUUCUGUUUUUCUCCAGACUGGGAGAUUUUGAAGUCCCUGCUUAUAACCUCAUGCCUAAUUGUUCUUUUGCUGCAGCUUUUGUGCUGUUUUUGUACAUUCAGGUAGAGGUUGUGUGCCAUUUCUUUUGGUUUCAAUCAUUGAUCUCUCCAUUUUGAAUUAAAAGGAUUUGGUUCAGCAUUUGGGCACUGAUUAUUUCAUGAUGUAGGUUUGUUUGGGCUUUGUGAAAGACAUGAGAAAUGCAAAGUAUGACCUGCAACAUGCUUUCAGGCUCUGAAGCUUGUCCCAUACAGGAUUUAGUAGGUAACAGCAUAUCUACCACUGCUGAUAGUGUAAGAGCUGCAUGUUCAUGAGGUGCCAAAGCUACCUGUUGUAAAUCUAGAAUAAGUGAGGUAUUGAGCUGCUAGCUGUAGCUCUAUAUUUAUAGCCCGGACUUAGACUGAGUCGUCUCGCUCAGCUAAGACAGCAAAUAACCACAUGUCUACAAAAAACACAUGAAGAUUAAUUUCAAAAUUGUGUUUAUUUUACGUGUUUUUUUAAUGUUUUGUGAUUCUUCCAUUAAACAGGGAGUGGUCCAGGAUUGUCUGACUGAGGACAACUCCUGUUAUUUCACACACACGGUUUGUGGACGACACUAUUACUUCAGCGUCUACUCCAUCACAGGACAAUGCAAUAGCCAGAUGAGCUCCACUGUUGACAUUCGAACAGGUAUGUCCAGAUUAUGUCUAAAUCAGAUCUCGGUUGAAGAUUUUUAAACCGUUUUUGUAUCCAAAUAGCAGCUGAGCUUGCUUCAGCUACAGUUGGACUUUCCAUCUUUUUGUGAGUGCCAUACAGUGGAAAGUGUUCACAUUGACAGAGACAAAAACUGAUACUGUUGAUGAUUAAUCUGCAUAACUUCAACUCUUUAUUUCUGUCUCCAGCCCCCUGUAUACCUCAGAAUCUGCAGACCUCUGCAGACUGCAGUUCAGAUGUUCUGCUCAGUAAGUGGGACCUGGCUGAAGGGGCUUUAAGCUACACGGUGGAGGCCUUUGGCAACAGGGGAACCAACAGCCACUACAACUGCUCCUCCAGGUCUAACAGCUGUGCUAUAGAGGGCCUCCACUGUGGAGAGUUUUUAACCGUCUACAUCACAGCAUAUGAUGAUGAGUGUGCCAGCCCCAGGACACUGGGGCCUGUGGCAGAGACAGGUGAGAGACUUUUUACAUAAUUGAUACUGAUACAAUACUUCUGUGGCUAAGGAUGGUUCUUGCCCAGAUGUCUUAAUGCAUGAGUGUAGUAUUUGAUUUUCGUGCAAAGUAAAGCAAAAGUCACAGAGGGGUUUUCAAUUUGGUUGUAAAUAUUUUUGUGAUAUAUUACUAAAACGUCAAAGGAAAAGUUUUGUGUCUUGAUGAGUAUGUUUUCCAUAACAGCACAGCUUAACAUCUAUGUUGUGGAUUAAAUCUUUGAGUUUUGCGUAAUUGUUUAGAUAAAACGUGUACUUUAAAAUGUUUACAUCCACAUGGUGGAAAGUUUUUGCAGACUUUUUUUCUUGUUUCAUGAUGUUUUUGGUCCAAAUUAUCGAAAAAAAUCUAUGAAAUUAUUGACUAAUGUAGUAGGAACUAAAUUUAUCAAUAGAUGUUCAUAACUUAUCAAAGAUGAAAAUGAUAAAGGCAUUAUCAAAGGAUUUUUUAGUUGUCGAUUGUAACAGAUUCUGGUCAUUCAACUGUGAGAAGGUUUAGGGGUCAAACUUGACCUCAUCGGGUUUUGUCUCUUCUUCUCUAGUCCCCUGCGCUCCUCGAAAUGUAUCCGCAGUAAGAGAAUGUGGAGCUGACUCCAUCACGAUGACCUGGAUCGGUGGAAGCGCGAUUUUUUACGUUGCUAUAGCGGUAGACAUCGACGGCGUCAUUCACAGCUGCAACGCCUUAGAUACAAUGUGUCAGAUCGUGGGCCUGAAAUGCAGCACCAACUACACAGCAUAUGUCCUCGCCUCCAACUUCAUGUGCAACAGCACUGGGAGUGAGAUGGUCACCAUAGAAACAGGUACUGGGCUUUCCUUUGGGAGGAUAUAGAUUGAAUGGCUUGUCAUUCCCAGUCCUUCUGUUUGGUCGUUCCUUUUGGUCAACUCUCCUUCUCCCUCAUUUCAGCCGCUUGCCCACCCAAUCAUAUUGAAGCCUCUCUGGACUGUGCCGCCAAUCAGGCUCUGAUUUCAUGGUUGGGCCAACCUGAGAUGAACUCCUAUACUGCCAUCAUCGAAGAUGAAAUUCAGGGUCUUCUCAGCUGCAGCUCCACCAACACCAGCUGCUGGAUACCCAACCUAAAAUGUGGCCAGCUGUACACCGUCACUGUCUCUCACCAUGAUGGCAUUUGUCCCAGCAUGCCCUCUAUGCCCAUCUACAUGGAUUCAGGUAGGGGCCCCUUAAGAAUCAAUCAAAUAGUUUAUACUUCUUACACUCCAACGCCCUCAAAGGAACUUGAAAAUUCAGUGUUGGAUUAAUGCUUGUUCUUUGAAUAAGUGAAAAGUAACUUACUGCAUUAUAGAAAAUCCUAUCUGACAGGUAAAAGUUAAUAAACUUAAAGUAUCUCUCAUAUGUAGUCUAGUAGGAGGCCAUGCAGUACCUUAUAAACAAGGCUCUGCACGGCUGUCAGCACUUGUACUGAUGCAUUUUGGAUUCGCUGCAGCUGGUUUAUGAUCUUCUUUGGUAGACCAGUUCGGAGAGCGUAACAGUGGUCUAGCCUGCUGGUUACAAAAGCGUGCAUUAGUCUCUCUGAGUUGCUCAAAGAGAGAAACAGCCUUACCUCAGAAAUAUUCUUUAGAUGGUACAAUGCUGUUUUUGUUUCAGAGCGUACAUGUUUGGUCUAAAAUUAAAAUCUGAAUCAACUAAAACAAUUCAAUUUCUUGCUGUUUAGCCAGGGUUUAGUCCAAACGUAUUAAGUGUAGAUGCCGGUUUCUCCUUUGAACCGAUGAUUGGUAUUUUUGUUUUGUCCUGGUUAAGCUGUAAAAAGUUGUGUGACAUCUGGACUUCAAUAUCUCUAAUACAGUAAAAAGGUGAGUCUACUGUAUUUUAUACUGAUCAUUAUUAUUCUCAAGUUAUUUUUUGGCAAAUUUCCAACUAUUAAUAAAACAUCAUAUUUUAUAAACUCUUUGAGUCUGAAAUUGGAAAAGUAUGUGAAUUCAAAUGAUCAGUGAGAAAGUGAAAUUAAAAAUUAAAAGUAAUGUUUCCAGCUGGCUUUUUCAGUCUCAAACCAAACACGCGUAAUCGUCUGAUUAGUUAAUGCAGGUUUUAGUACAUCAGGGGCGAAUGGUUUGAAUCAUAUGUUGAUAAAAUGCAAACAGAGCAGUGAAGGUGACUUUUUUUUAAGAUCAAGCCUAGAUCUGAUGCCACCCUCUGGCUGAAUUUAGCAUUAAAUUCUCCUUGAACAACAAACAUUUCAGAAAAAUCCCUCACCUCUCUUCUCUCUGUCCAGUUCCUUGUGGACCCGAGGUGACAGCAGGUUUAGACUGUCGGUCAGGAGAGCUCAACCUCAGCUGGGAGUCUUCAAGUAACGCAGAGGGCUACUUGAUAUUCAUCCAAAACAGCGACAAGAACAUGACUUUCGACACAAGAGAGCCUUCACUGACGUUCGACAUGCUGGAGUGUGGAAAGGACUACACCAUAAAAGUGAUGUCCUACAACAGCUCGUGUGUCAGUCAUCCCUCAGUGCUUCAUGUUGGCAAAAGUAAGGGAGCAUUGUGGCAAAUAUUUUCCCAGAAAAUCCUCAUCAGGAAAAUGUAAAUCCGUCUGAUUGAUGACGACUCUAAGCGGUCUACUCUCUUCCUCAGUUCCAUGUGUGCCCACUAAUGUGGUGGCAAGAAGAACUUGUGGCCAGAGCUCUGUGAAAGUGACUUGGCAAGCAAGUCUUGGUGCUGAUUCCUACCAAGCAGCUGCUGUGAGCAGAGAUGGGCAGCGCUUGCUUUGCCCUUCCAACGGGACAUCCUGCAUGCUGGAGGGCCUGAUGUGCGGCAAGGUUUACAGCAUCCAUGUGUCUGCUCUAAACAACCUCUGCGCCAGUAACGAGAGCGCUCCUCAGACUCUACAAACAGGUAAAAACAAUGAGGAGCAAACUAUUUGAGAAGUGCUUUUCUAAGAUAACACGUAUCUGUCCUUCCUCUGCAGCGCCCUGCCCUCCUUCUCAGUUCAAUGCCUCAAUCAACUGUGCCAAUAACUCCGCCAUGUUAACCUGGAACAGCAGCCCAAACGCAGUGUCCUACACUGGGAGGGCAGUGAGCACAGAUGGACACACUGUUAUCUGUGAUGCGCAAAUGAACCUAAGUUGCCAUUUGCAUAAUCUGCAAUGUGGAAAGGAGUACAUUUUUACUGUGUCGGCUUCAGACGGCGACUGUGAGAGUCCUGACAGUGAACCGGUCAUACUAACAACAGGUGGGAGGAAAUAGCAGCUUUCAACUAUUUCUUUUGAGGCUUGCAUGCUCAUUUUGUUUCGCUCUAAAACUUUCUGUCAAAGCGAAUAAAAUCUGUGGCAUUGUUUUGCCGGUGAAGGCUAAGUCUGAUAUAGGAUUUAUAUUCAUCACCAAUGUUUUCUGUGCUUUUGGAAAACUUAAAAGAGACAAGAUACCUCAAAAAAGGGAAAAUACCCCACAACUUGGGCGGGAAUCAUACACUGUUUAGAGCAUGUAAUUGUGUCUCAAACUUGUAGACACCAGAAAGAAAAAAACACUUCUUAAUGGAUUUUCAUGUUAUCAAUACUUUCUUUUAAAACUAAUAGAAAAUAGCUGUUAAGAUUGCUAUUUUCAAGUCUUCUACAGUACAGGAUAAUUUUUGGAUUUUAAUCAUGUUAAAUCAGAGUCCAUUAGAGCUUUUUAUUAGGGGUGUCCUGAUACAGUAUUCAUAUUGGAUUUCGGUCCGAUAUUAGCAAAAAAUCGAAUAUCUGAUCAUAUCAGCCUGCAUCUAAAGUCUCCGAUAUCAGCACUCCGAUACAAGCAGUCUAUUCCAGACUCUGCUCCAGCACCUCUAUCUAGCAGCACCCGGACCCAGGAUGCAGAGCCCAUGUGAUCACAACAACAGUGUGUAAUAAAGCACUAACAAAGUACCAAGAAGUAGAAGUGAUGUUGGUCCACAAGUUUGUGCCAAUAUCAGAUCAAUAUCGGUAUCAGCCAAUAUUGAAGGCUACAAUAACGGUAUUAUAUCGGAGGUAAAAAAGUUGUAUCUGGACACCCCUACUUUAUAUGAGAAUUUAUUCACUAUAUUUGUCUGGUCUUGACCUGCAACCUUACAGUUUUGCUGUUCACUGUGAGUGGGUGAGGUGUAAAUAUACACACGAGCUAUGGGACUCUACCGGCCCUUAGUGGUCAAAAGUCAAUCUUAUUGAAACACUACCACUGACACUAACUCUUCACCUCUUGUUUUAGCUCCAUGUGCCGUCCAGGAUGUGGUCACCACCCUGAACUGUAGCACCAACACACUCACCAUCACCUGGACGCCCGGGUCCAUGCCAGCAAACUACAGCGUCACCGCUCUGGCUGCAGAUGGAACUGUACUGCGGAACAUGACAGAGGGUUCGAUAUGCGUACUGAGUGAUUUAAAGUGUGGACAGCAGUACAAUGUGACAGUCAGAGCCGUGAGCAAGACAUGUGAUGGACAUAGUGUAUCAGAAGUAGUCAAUUCUGGUGAGUAUGACAGUGCACUGUACUGUGUUUAAUGGAGAAUUAAAAAUUUAUAUAUUCCUCAUCGUUUGCCUUCUUUUUUUCCCCCUCUCUUAGUUCCUUGUAUUCCUGAAAGCGUCCGAGGUGAGGUGGAGUGUUCAACUAACACACUACAGGCGUCCUGGGACACAACACCCGGCGCUGCGUCCUACAUCACCACGUUGAAGGGAGCCGGAGGUUUCUCUUCCUCCUGCCCCUCAAAGAAUGAAAGCUGCCUCUUCUCCAGCCUCAAGUGUGCUCAGAUGUACACAUUCACAGUGAUGGCAGUAAAUGACAGGUGUAACAGCUCUGAGAGUAGCACCAUCUCAGCAAUGACAGGUACAGCUUCGGUUAAGUUUCAAAGACAUUUUAACUGUUAGUGUUGGGAUUUGUCUAUGGUAUGGUCCUAAUGUUUCUUUACUCCACCCUUCUACAGCUCCCUGUGACCCUACAAAUGUGUCCGCUACCCUGAACUGCUCCUCCGGUGUCGCGACAGUGACCUGGGGGCGCAGUGCUGGAGCGAUAAACUACACGGUCGUGGCCGAAGCCGACGGGCACAUGGACUCCUGUCAUUCUCCCCACGGUUCCUGUGAGCUGACCCAGCUGCAGUGUGGGGAGGAUUACACAGUGACCGUACUGGCCGGAGAUGGAAAAUGCAACAGCUCCAUACUCGCCAAAACCAACAUAACAACAGGUACGAAAACCUCUGUGGCAUAGAUCGAGAUUGGGGCCUGAAAUCAAUAUCACGAUAUAUUGAGCAGUUCACCUCGAUACCGAUAAAUGGACGAUAACUACUCCACAAGCUGCUCACCCCCUCCCACAUUAACUUUGUCUACUUCAGUCACUACAACUUUUGAACCGUCCUCCAUCUCCUCACUUGUCUUUUUGGUUUAUUGCUGAUUGAUCUCAGGUGCUGCAUUUGUGUAGGGAUGAGACAGGAUUUUAAAAAAUGCUCAAGUUUAGACUAAAAUUUAAGUAGAUAUAUUAGAAAUGAUGGAUCAGACAGAUAAAAUAACUCCAUGCAGAGUUGUAUAAACUGUACAGUGAAGAAACAUUUAUAUGAAUGAAAAGAAUUUCCUGAAACACAAGUUAGUAAUCCAUGAUUCUGUCCUUGCUCAGCCCCCUGCCCUCCAGUGAUCCUGGACUACUCCCUGGAUUGUGUCUCAAACAACGUCUCGGUCACCUGGAUUUCUGACAAAGACGCUAUGAACGUCACCGUCCACGCCAUCUCCAACCUAGGAUACCGGUCAUCCUGCAGCUCCUCCACGACUAACAGCUGUGACAUGGAUGACCUGAUGUGUGGACACACCUACACCAUGCAUGCUGUCGCACAAGGAGUUCAGUGUUUGAGCAAACCCAGCGCUACUUUUGAGGUUGUCACUGGUGAGUUAUUAUUUAGUCUAUUAUUUUACAAUCUGCUGCAGGCUAUCACUGCAGAUUAUUUGAGGGUACUUUGUAAACCUUUUUUCCGCCAUAAGAUUUGAGUAUUUAGGCAUUAAGGUAAGGUAUAUAGGAAGUACUUGAGUUAGUGUCAUCAUAACUGGCUGUAUUCUACUCUCACCCAGCACCCUGCACCCCUAAAAACGUGGAGUACACGUACUCCUGUGAAACUGGCAUCACCCUCCUGAGCUGGGACGAGACUUUGGGAAGAGAGACUUUCUACGCUCGCAUCUACUCCGAAGACUACAUGAUCCCUUGCCCAUCCGGCACCACAUUCUGCCCCCCGAUGUCACUGCCCUGUGGUCGCAUGUUUUAUGUGGAAGUGACAGCAGUGGCGGGCCAUUGUAACAGCAGUGUGCCCGGUGUUACACAAAUAAAGACAGGUAGGAGAGCGAAGAGUGGCUGGAGAGAGCUCCAACCUAGACUUUUGGAGCUGGAUUUACUCAUAACUUAAUUUUGCCGUAACACUAAGACUUUUUUCCGACCAUGAAACAUAAAUACAGUCUUUUUUAUUGAAUUAUAGUCAUUAAUUUUACAUUAUUUAAAGUCGUUGUGCCCUCUAUGACAUUAGUUGGUUUCAAUUGAUUUCUGUUUGGAUAAAACGCAGAAAGAAAAUUGUUUAAAGUUGCAUUUUAUGUUCGUAACUCCAUUGUAGCAAUCGUGAAUAAUCAUUACCAUCAUAGCAUGAUAAAACAUUGAAAUAACACUAGUUACAAGAUAUUUGGUUGGCAAGUUAUCAAAUAGUUACUGUAUGUUAUAAAGAAAUUUGUUGUACAUUUUAAUUCAUCUCCCCAACAUUUAUAAGACUCUCAUUUGAUCCUUCUGUGUCCUUUCACUUUCCCAUCAGCCCCCUGUCCUCCCAUGAACCUCAGCGCCUCCCUUGUGUGUGAAAACAACACCGCACUGGUGAGCUGGGACCAAAGUGCCAGCGCAGUCUCUUACAAAGUGGUGGCUACUGCCAGAGACGGUGACGUGAAAAACUGCAUGACGCCGAACACAAGCUGCUACAUACCCAACAUGCACUGCGCCGAGACCUACGUCAUCAUGGUCACGCCUUACUCCGACAGCUGCGAGGGCUAUCACAGUUACCCUUACAAUUAUAUCGCAGGUGAGGAAGGAGCGAGAAGAUUGGAAACACUUUUACUGUAUUAUUGUAGAGUAAUAAAUUAUCCACUUAAUAACGAAUAACAUCACUCCACCCUUCUCGGCUUCUCCCAGGUCCCUGCCCUCCCACCAACGUCCACGUGUCUCUGCAGUGUGAAGGUAACAUCGGCCAUGUGACCUGGGAUCCCGCCUUGCAAGCAGAUCUCUACGUGGUCACAGCGGUUCCUUCCGCGCCGGAUGAUCACAACCACACUUGCUCCUCCGGUGGAAAAAACUGUUCCCUCACAGACCUCCACUGUGGAGAGACGGCGGUCGUCACGGUGGUCACCACUGAGAGAGGCUGCACGAGUGAACCCAGUCUGCCUUUUACUUUCCAGUCAGGUAGGAGAGUGUUGAGGAAUAGUUACAUAUUUGACACUCGAAUUAGGGAUGCACCGAUCAGAUAUUUGAAUCAGACAUCAGCUCCAAUAUUGACAAAUUAACUUGAUCGGAUGUCUGAUGAAGGACGCCGAUCCAGCAUUCCGAUCAAGUCUACUUUUCUUUUAAUUCAUAUCACACACAGCAAAACAGUGAUUCUGUUCGCUCUAUAUUCUAUGUCUGUCAUCCUUUUGCGCUAAAUGUUUACAUGGAAGUCUUACCGUAUUUUUUGCACUAUAAGGCGCACUUAAAAUCCUUUUGGCUUGUCGGAACGCUGCAGCUACUGUAGCCUCGAAGAGUUAUUGACUGUUUUGUUCGGCUUGAUGCGCCUUAUAAUCCGGUGUGCCUUAUGUAUGAAAAUAGGCGUGAUAGACGCGUUCAUUGAUGGUACGCGUUAUAAUCAGGUGCACCUUAUAGUGUGAAAAAUACGGUACUUCUAUUUGCUGUGUGCUAAUCUGCAAUUUUUUUUUUUUUUUUUUAUAAAUAAUUUUAAGUUAAUUUAUCUGUUAAUUUGCUACCUUUUUUUAACAAGGCUAAUGUCAAGCCUGAUGCCUUCACUCACAUGGCAAGGUAUACAGUUCAUUCAUUCAACAGUAGGGUUGGAUCGAUAUUGGAUAUUGUCCGAUACGCUCAGCUCAGGUAUCGGUAUCGGAUGGGAUCAGAAAAAAUAGAUCAAAUGGAUCGGUGCAUCUCUAACUCAAAUACCACACACUUGAAGAAACAGCUGUUCACAUAGAUAGUAAAAACGAGCUGUCUUCAUGAGCUACAAGGACAACGGGUGUUCAAAAAUGGCAGAGAUGUAACGCUUCUUUUCAUUUUCUUCUCAGUAAUCUGCCCCCCAACCAGAGUGACUGGAGUGACAAACUGCAGUAACAAUGACAUCACUGUGAGCUGGGACCCGAGUCCAGAAAGCGGUGUUGAGUACUUCAUACGCUCACAGAGAGAAGGGUGGACCGCAGCAAACUUCUCCACGAGCAGCACGUCACAUGUGGUCACCGGGCUGCAGUGCGGCGAGUUGUAUACGCUGUCAGUUGCUGUCACUGACUCUGAAUGCACCAGUAACUUCAGCGUGCCCAUCGAGACGGAAACAGGUACAAAUCACACAACAAUAAUAAAAAGACUUGGUUGACGUCUCAAAAGAGCCUGUUUUUUUUUUUCUUAGCAAGAGGCCAAAAUCUGAAAUAUGACUGACACGUUGAUUUAUUCCUGAAUCUUCGACCUUCCAGCUCCGUGUCCUCCGACCAACCUGACUGCCAGAGCUGAAUGUGGCACCAACUUGGGCAAUCUGACCUGGGCUCCUGUUACCCACGCUAUCUCCUACACAGCCACACUAACUGGUGACCACGGCCAUGUGGUGUUCUGUCCUUCUAACACAACCACCUGUGCUGAGAAGCUGGACUGUGGACACCGUUACACAGCAUCUAUGAUCGCUUCCAGUGCGACGUGCAACAGUAGCAGAGGGGAAUCUUUGAGUUUUGACUCUGGUAAAUCAGUUAAGCCUCAUUUUUAAUGCGUUUUCUUUAUUUGAUGCCACAAAACUAAUAAAACUCUCCUCUCCACCUCCCGCCACAGCUCCUUGUCUGCCUGAUGACGUGGUCGCAGAGCUGGACUGUGUAGCGAACACCUUUGCGGUGCAGUGGAGAGCGAGCGUCGUCGACUCUGGCACUUACACGGCGCUCGCCAUCGGCAGCGACGAAAGCCGUUUGUCUUGUGAUGCUCCUACAACCAACUGCACCAUCCAGGAACUGAAAUGUGGUCUCAACUACAGCAUUGUUGUUACCACAUCGUCGGUGGACUGUGGCAUCAUCGAGGGCUCGGACUAUACGAUGAUGUCAGGUAGCUUGAGUUCAGAUAAUUCUUUGAUUUGGAAUGAUUGAAGAUAAACAUAUCUUCAUAAUUCAUUAACUGAGGAUAAGAUACGCUUCAUUUUUGUGAGUGUCUAAGUAAGCUUGUUACUCUGAUGUGUUUGUACAAAAUCACAUCAAAAUCCAACAACAUGACAUGAAAACUAAAAGUUCUCACACCUCACAUCUCUCUGAUAUCUGUUCUCUUAUUUUUCACAGCUCCUUGCAAACCAGUUGGUGUGUCGGUGAAUCUACAAUGCAGCACGAACAUGGCAUUUGUAACCUGGAGUAACUCGGGGCCAGACCAGACUCAGUUGGUGUCGGCGGUCGAUAGCAGAGGAAGGGUUACUGUCUGCAACUCCACCAGCUCCAACUGCACCUUCGAAAAACUGAAAUGUGGAGAAACUUACACCGUCGGUGUGGUCGGCCUCACGGACACGUGCAGCAGUGAAAUAACUUUUGCAGAGGCUCAAGUAAAAACAGGUAAAAAUAAUAGAGAUCAGAAAAUAUAGAUGCUGUAGAGGUAGUAGAAAUGUUGAACUUAUUUUUUUGUUUUGCCCUGACUGACACAACUUUGCAAACAUACCAAACAAACCUCUGCAUGCAUUAACUUUGAGUUUUUACUGUGUUUUGACCUCAUAUUUCUGCAGGAGUGGUUUGCAAAGUGACAAUAAAAAUAUACCUGAUAAGUAGCAGGAAUAAAGAAAUGCAAAAAUGUUCAGUAAAAUAAGCACAAGUGUGUCAAAUAUGAUAUCUGUGACAGGUGUGAUAUCUAUGUCAUGUGUGGUGGCUCACUGUCAUGACUUUUAGACCCACUUGAUCAAAGUUAAAAUAAAAUGAGCACCCACUUGGUUAUUAUAAUAAAAUUGACUUGACUACUGAAGUAAAGUUCAAGUGUUAUAAUGGUGGCUGUGAAAUAAAAUCACCCUUCCCCUUCCUCUCCCGCAGCUCCAUGUGUUCCCAAGCACCCCACUGCACGAGUGGACUGCGUCACAGGUAUCACCUCAGUUACCUGGGACACGGCACCCGGAGCCACAAAUUAUGCUGUAUAUGCUCAGGGCGAUCUGGGCCACUACGAUGAGUGUAACAACACAGACACCAAUUGUUAUUUCCGCCGCCUGCCGUGUGGGCAGAACUACUCCAUUACAGUGGUGGCUCGCCAUGAAUCCUGCAUCAGUUUGGUCAGCGAGACUAUCUAUGUCAUGACAGGUAAUGAAACCGAAGGAACGAGCUGCAUCUUUAAAGGGUAGUCAGUCGUUUUUGUACGUUCAUACUUAUGUGAUUCCCCCUUCCCUGCUUCUCCUCCUAUCCAGGCCCUUGUCCCCACAGUGGUCUGCAAACUUACCUGGACUGUGACACCAACACCGCUGUAGUGUCCUGGACCCCAGGCAGCGGCAUCCUCUACUACAACGCCUCUGCAGAUGCCUUUGACAUCGUGGACUUGAAGGGUUGCUCCUCGAAUGGCUCCUCCUGCAACAUCAGCUCCCUGCGCUGUGGGGAGAGCUACAGGGUGAGCGUCAGCGGACAGGGGGAGAACUGCCCCAGUCCAGCCAGGGACUGGUACAGAGUCAACACAGGUAACUUAAGUAAAACCUGCUCUGUUUACAUGUCUGCUUCUGUGAUGGUUUUACAGACUUCUUCUGUUUCCUUUAUUAAAAUAUCAACUCCUCAAUGUCACUCCUCCAGCUCCCUGCCCUCCGACCCAGCUCACGGUGGACUCCUCCUGUCACUCCAAUGAUAUCGUGGUGUCAUGGCAGGCCUCGAAGGGCUCGUUCUCCUACAUGGCGGUGGCUGAGAAUAAAGAGGGCCGGCAGUGGGCCUGUACGAACUCCACCACCACCUGUAAGAUAUUCAACCUGCCCUGUGGACAGCGGUUUGAGGUCCAUGCUGUAGGUGUUGAUAACGAGUGCACUGGAGCCAAGAGCAACAUGGAAGUGAUUCAUACAGGUCAGACUUUUUUGAGCACUCGUUCAGCAUGCUACUUACAUGUUCAAACCACCAUGUUGGACUCAAAUGUCCCCGUUUGUGCGUCCAAAUGUUGGUCUUACUUUUUCUAACUCGUCUUUUGCUCUCCCCUCCAGCUCCAUGUGAGCCUCAGAACAUACAGAGCGACCUCGAUUGCCUGUCUGGGGUCCUGAACGUUACCUGGGAGUCGACGGGUCACUUUGUUCAGCUCUGCGCCUCUGUAGUGAGCAGCAGUGGCGACGCUAGCAUCUGGAAGACCGCUGAUCAUCACCGCGUCAUCCCAGGCAUGCAGUGUGGUCAGACUUACAAUGUCACAGUGUGGGCUGAAGAUGAGGCCUGCAACAGCUCUUACAGUCCCACAAAGCAGGUCGUUACAGGUAGGCAAACAAAUAUAAUUAUUCAUUUUUUAUCAUAAUUAUUCAUUUUUGAAACUUUGUUAAUUUCUGUCUCUGUUUCUUUCAGCUCCCUGUCCUCUCAGCACCUUCCUCCCAGAAGUGGACUGUGCUUCGGGUAACGUGUCUGUGAGUUGGAGCAACAGCUCACCCGGGGUCAUGUACACAGUGUUCGCGGUCGACAGCACUGGUCGCCAACACAACUGCAGCAGCAAAGGCACUGGCUGCGGUUUCAGUAGGUUGAAGUGUGGAAUGAAGUACAGCAUCACCAUCACACCAUCCAGGGACGGAUGUGUGGGAAGAGACAGUCCCACACAGACGAUCAUGACAGGUGAGGACAGAUAAUGGCGUGUGAAUAUGUUGUUUAUAUGUUGUUUUUCGUUCUCGUCUUCUUCAGUAUUUUGUUUAUUUGAUUGUAUUUUAUCGGACUGCUAUGACGGGAUAAAUAAACUCAUCUAUCUGUCUAUCUAUCUAUCGUUCUAUCUAUCUAUCCAUCAUUCUAUCGUCCUAUCUAUUGUUCUAUCAAACUAUCGUCCUAUAUAUCGUCCUAUCUGUCGUUCUAUGUAUUGUUCUAUCCUCCAUUCUAUCUAUGGUUCUAUUUAUCCUUCUGUCGUUCUAUCAUUCUAUCUAUCGUUCUAUCUAUAUGAUGUUCUAUCAUUCUAUCUAUUUAUCUUUCUGUCUAUCUAUCUGUUCUUUUAUCUAUCUAUCUAUCUAUCUAUCUAUCUAUCUAUCUAUCUAUCUAUCUAUCUAUCGUUCUACCUAUCAUUGUAUCUAUCAUUGUAUCUAUCGUUCUAUCUAUCUAUCGUUGUUCUAUCGUUCUACCUAUCGUUCUGUCGUCCUUUUUUUAUCCUAUCUAUCUAUCUAUCUAUCUUUCUAGCUAUCUAUCUAGCUAUUUAUCGUUCUAUCCAUUGUUUCAUCUAUCUAUCUGUCUGUCUACCUGCCUACCCUGGUAGCAGACAGUUACCUAAAUGUCUGGAUAUGGAUUAAGUCUUCCUGCGUACGAACUUUCUUACCUCUCGUCUUUGUUUCCAGUUCCCUGUGUUCCCCAACUCUCUGACUCAGAGAUGGACUGUCUGACAAACUCAGCCUGGCUGAUGUAUGAGGAGUCAGAAGGGGCGGAGGACUAUGUCGUCACGGCGACCGACAGCCAGGGCAAUGUCCAGACAUAUGAGUUUAACUCCACCUCAGAUAGGACGUUAGCGUUGCCACCGCUGAUGUGCAGCAAAAACAUCACCUUCACCCUCCAGGCCCGUGACCAGCAGUGCAGCAGUGCUCCCAGCAACGCCAUCACGACUGAGACAGGUGCAUGAAAACACAACAAACCCCAUAUUUACUCACUUAGACAUGGCGAGAGUUAAGAUAGGCCAUGACUUUGCUGAUUUUAUUAAAAUAAGAUUCUUUAUCUCCACAGCUCCCUGUCCUCCUGAGAACGUGAAUAUGUCCGUGGGCUGCGCGAAUCACUCUGUUACUGCCGCCUGGUCAGCUGUCCCUGGUGCGCUCUCGUACACGGCAACACUGGAGCAGAUAAACGGAGGCUCCGCCUGCUGCACCUCACCGGCACCGGGCAGCAGCUGUGACGUCACUCAUCUGCCGUGUGGAGAAAUGUACAUUUUGCUUGUUGUGGCCGAGGGACGAACCUGCAACAGCUCCCAGAGUGAAGGGGAGAUUGUUAGGACGGGUAUUGAAGAUACUUUAUACUCAAUAAAGUGGGAGGAUAAAUGAAACUCAGUCAAAUACAGCAGAGUAAAAUUUCUGUAUCUAUCUUUUCUCAUCAGUGCCCUGUGUCCCCGAGAACCUCAAAGCCAACCUGAGCUGCAAGCACAACGUGGCCUCGAUGUCGUGGAACCACAGCAGAGGAGCUCAGUUUUACACUGUGAAGGCUGUGGGUGAGGAUGGACAUGAGGUGAAUUGCAGCGACCACGAGAACAUGUGUGACCUAAAGGGUCUCCACUGUGGACAGUAUUACACAGCAACCGUGACCGCAGAGGACAUCCACUGCCAGAGCAAAACGAGCGAGAGCGUGGAAAUCAAGACAGGUUUGUUUGAGUUCACCUUAUAGGUCGUGUGUGUCAGGAAAAUACUAGGGCUGGGCAAUAUGGCCUCAAAUCAAUAUCAUGAUAUAUUGAGCAGUUCACCUUGAUAACGAUAAAUGGACAAUAGCUACUCCACAAGCUGUUCACCCCCUCCCACAUUAACUUCGUCUACUUCAGCCGCUACAACUUUUAAACCGUCCUCCAUCUCCUCACCUGUCUUUCCCUCUUUGUUACGGACUGGAUGGGGCGGAGUCACGUCUCUGACGUAGGACAGCGUCUUAAAGGGACAUGAGACCAUAUCUUACCUACACACAUCCAAAACCAACUUUUAUUAAUUUAUUUUUUGACAAGGAAUAUAUUGACAUGGGCAAAAUUACCUCGGUUAUUGUGUAUAAUUUCGCUAUCGGUAAAUUUUUGGUUUCGCCAAGCCUUAUGAAAUACUGUAUUUAUAUAGAAAAGACAAUGAACAAGCCAUUGAUGAGUGCACAUUUAUGCACAGGAAACAUCUGUGAGGUAAAGAGAGUAUGUUAAAUUUAGUUCAACUCAAGUUAAGUGAAGCUGGGAGAUAAUUUUUGGGGUUGAUUUAUUUCCUGAAAAUCGCAUUUUUUUAAUGCUGCAUAAGGAAUGAUCUCACUGCAAAAACAUGUUUUAAUCCAUCAGACCAGUUUAGUUGAAAAUCUAUUAAACAGAAACUGUUGAAGAAAAACUUUCAUGUCUGUUUUGUAUCUCCCUCACAGCGCCGUGCACUCCUGCAUACAUCACCUCUGAGAUGGACUGCGAGGACAACACUCUGGUUGUUUCCUGGGUUGACAGCCCAGGAGCAGACUCCUACAUCGCCACGAUGCGGGACAGUAACGGUCAGGCCACAUCCUGCCUGGGUACGACUGAGGGAUCCUGUAAUGUGACAGGAGUCGGCUGUGGUCAGGUCUACCACGUCUCUGUGGUUUCUUCUGAUGGAUGCUGCGACAGCCCGCCCACCCCUGAGGUUGAAACGCCUUCAGGUGGGACAGAAGUUAGAUAAUUGUGCUUUUUUAUAAUCCAGCUGUAAGAAGUUCUCGUGAAACAACUUAUUUUUGUUUAUAGUUUUACAUUUAAGACCUUUAAAUGUGAAGGAUAAUAACAGGACUAACUGUCUUGCCUGUCUUCUCAGUUCCCUGUAAGGCGAGUAACAUCGAGGCAACCAUGGACUGCUACAAGCAGACGGCGAUGGUCAGUUGGUACCCGAGUGACGGCGCCUGGACCUACGAGGUCACAGCUAUCACGGCGUCAGGACACAACGUCAGCUGGGAAGGAAACUCCACCUUCGUUGACCUGGGGGGGCUGCUUUGUGGAGAGGGCUACACUCUGUGCGUCAAGGCUGUUGGGGAGACCUGCAGCAGCGAUGCCUACAUGGCAGGAGAGCUGAUCACUGGUGAGCACACAGACGAUGAUACUUAAAAAAAUCAUUUAAAGGAAAUUGCCUGGCUCAUUUUUAUUAAUAACUAAAUUAUCAAUCCAUCGAUGCUUGACUCCGUCUCGCCAAUCAGAGCCGUGCAUCCCUGAGAGAAUCAACACUCUGUACAGCACCACAGUCGGACAGGUGCUGUGGGACGCGGCUGCUGGUGCAGAUGACUACACAGUCAAAGGUGUGACGGAUCGGGGCUUGAUGGUCUCCUGCAUGGCCAACGACACCUACUGCGCUCUGUAUGACAUGACCUGUGGACAGACGUACAACAUCAGCGUCACGGCGAACAAUCACGUCUGCAGCGGCUUGUCGACAUCAACCGAAGACGUCGUCAUUAUGACAGGUGAGUAAAAUCGACCAAUCCUUUAUUUUUUAACAUGCAUGACAGACAAAGUUAUCUGCAGGAAACUAACAGUAAACUUUUAUACCUGAAGAUCAUCGAUUUAGACGACCUACAGUGAGAGGAUCAGUAACAAAAGCAGCGAUUGGUCACAGAUAUAGAGCCUCUUAUGAUGUAUUCCGUUAUAGAUAUCAGGUUCAAAAGUGGUGAAAAACAAAGAUGAAGGAGUUAUACAACAUGUAUUAAAAUCAUUUUUCACGCCCCCCAGAGCCUUGCCCGCCAACUAAUGUGCAGACCAGUGUGCGGUGUCAAACAGACAUGGGGGCGGUGUCGUGGGAGGCCAGCGAUAGUGCGAUCGCCUACGAGGCUCUUCUCUCUGGGCGCGACAGCCACGAAAUGUCCUGCUACUCUAAUGACACUUACUGUGAAGUAGACGGCCUCCACUGUGGAGUCGUCUACUACACCAGUGUCAUCGCCAUCGGAGAGACGCUCAACAGCAGCAGCUCCACCCCCGUCCUGCUGGUCGCUGGUAAGAUGAAUUGAUGUCCGUCCAACAUGCACUUGAACAGAUAAGUUAUUCAACCUUUUAGCCCCCUUUGGAGCUUACUUCAAAGCCAUUGAACCAUUUCCUCAUCAGUAUCUCGUAUGUCUUUGCUCCCUUCUGUCCUCAGCUCCCUGUACCCCUGAAAUUGUGACUGCAUCUUUGGAUUGCUAUAACAACACAGCCAGAGUCUCCUGGAGCGAGACAGCUGGAGCAGACUCGUACGCUGUGACUGCCAUGGCAAUGGACGGCACCUCAGAUUCAUGUGAGACAGACGGGCUCUGGUGUAAUUUGACAAAGCUGGUGUGCGGUCAGACAUAUAACAUCAGCCUCAUAUCUAUCGGCGAGGACUGUCGGACUGAGAAAAAAACUGAGGUUACCUUCAGCACACGUGAGUUGAACAACAUCUCCUCCCUUCUUAAGAUGAAGUAUCUCCUCGAGUGUGCGUGACGCAUGGCUCAUCUAAUCCUGUCACUCAGGGCCGUGUAAACCUGAACGUGUCGGAGUUGACCUGGUGUGUGGGACGAGUACAGCUGACUUGCACUGGGAGGAGAGUGACGGAGUGGAGCUCUACAUGGCGACCGCCUACAGCAGCACGGGAAUUAUGAAGCAGUGCAACUCCACCAACUCCACCUGUUACUUCUCCGAACUGCAGUGUGGGGAAACUUAUGAAUUUACAGUAGCCGCUUAUGUUGACAUGUGCUGCAGUGAGAUCAGCAGUGCUGUGGAGAUUAAGACAGGUACGGCUAAUUAUCACAGCCGUUCUACUUUAUAACUUUCUUAUGCGUGUGAAGGGGUCACAUGUCUCAUUGGUGAUAUUGUCUGACACUUUUUCCUUUCUGUCCCCUCUCCAGAACCCUGCCAGCCUUCUGGUCUGACUCUCUCUGGGUCCUGUUAUAAUGAGACAGUCGUGUUGGAUUGGUUUGAGGCUGAUGGGGCGUCAGCCUAUAGGGUGAUGGUCACAGGAGAUCUGGGGUAUGUCACAGCUUUCCAGACUGAGGAGACAAUACUAGAGGCAGAUCUGCCCUGCGGACAGCUUUACACCUUCACUGUACAAGCCCAGGAUGGACGGUGUGAAAGCCCUCAGAGCCGGCCUGCAGAUUUCAAGACAGGUAACCAUGCCGCUCAAUCGCCAUGUUGACAUGUCGAUGCUAAAUUUCUUGAUUUGAUUAAAAAUUUGAGGGAUUGGAAAAUCUGUAUCCACUGCUUAUUUGGGCGCAAUAUCAAAUAAUCAAAUGACGUGUGUAUACAUGCACCAAGUUUUAUUCAGAUUAGAAGCUUUUGGACAUGUGCAGAGUUGUCUGAUUUUGCUGAAAACAGCUGCAGAAGAAGAGUUGCAUUGACGCCUGUGCUGUCAACAAACCAACAAAUGUGGUAGUGGCUCACUCCAUCCAAUUGAGGAGUUUUGACGUGACAUCAUGUGUGUCAGAUGUUACAUCAUUUCGCUGUAUGUACACUUUGUUAUGUUAUUGGAGGAGCAGACACGGCACCUGCGAUUGUGUUUUGUGUCAGAGUGUUAAUAAUGAAACCUCCUUUAUAAGCCUCAAUAAAUAAACCAAAGGCUAAAGAGUGAAGAUCAAGUCAGGUUAGAGAGUCACGAUCGGAAUAAGUGUUUACAUGGACGCGUUUUGGAAUAACGAUCGGCAUAAACCAGCCCUCUUGAUCGGAAUACAAUUUUUGUCUGAUUGAGCCGAAUUGGACUGGAAUCUUGCGAUCGACAUGUUUACAUGUAGCUUUUUAUUCCGAUCUGGCCUUUAUUCUGAUUAUUUGUGCUCACCCAUCCAACAAAAAGUGGUUGAAAAGACGUCUUCGCCAUACGUCAAAACAACGUCUAGAUUUGGACCAUCUUAAUAAAGCCCAGUUUUAACGUCUUUUUUUGGGCUAAAUUACGACCAUGACAUGCCGACAUGAUUUAGCCUGAAAAAAGAUGUCUAAAUGAUGUUUGGUGUUUGGUGGGCAUGUAAACACAGUGAUUGUACCUCGCUAUGUACACGAUAAAUCACUUCCACUAUGAUGCAACAAUGUUCCUUGUCCUCAGGGCCCUGCAUACCUAAGCAUGUCGAGAGCUUCACACCCUGUGAGAACAACACAGGCUCUGUCAGCUGGGGUAAGAGCGACGGGGCCGAGUUCUACAUGGCCAUCGCAGUGGGUCAAGAUGGCCACACCCACAUGUGCACCUCAAACACGACCAUCUGCUCCUGGGACGACCUGCACUGCGGCGAGCAGUAUACAGUUCAUGUCGUUGCCAAUGACGACCUCUGCAGCAGCAUGCCAAGCAACAGCACCUCCAUACACAUGGGUAAAUGAGCUUUGAGCAGUGAAGUGUGAUACAUCAAACAAUAUUUUUAAAUCUGAAAGAGUCAAGAAGAAACACUAAACAACAAAUUUAAGGUAAACUCAGGAAAGUUUUCAAGAACGAAAAUAAAUCAUAAACUGGAAAUUAGACUUGACUCUUGCUCUUCGUUUUGCUCUCUCUUGUAUGAACAAAUGGAGAUACAAAACAAGGAUGUUCUGGAAAUAAAACAAGUUUUUCCACUUUUACUCUGACAAUUUUAUAAACACCAUUUAACACAAAGGAAGAAAAAGAAAAAGAGACUAUUUUGAGCUCUUGUCUUACAUAUUGUCUUCUUUUGCAGCUCCUUGUAUCCCUCAGAACGUGGAUUCAUCUUUGAAUUGCACUUAUAAGGUAAAUAUUUACUGCUUUUUUUAAACAUUUAAACAGACCAUUACUCCCAAAGUUCAACUGUAAAUCUUAAACUUAUUAGGUUAAUUGAAUUUUACACUGAAUAUUCUUCCUAUCUCUUUUUAAAAGUUUGGAUCUGUGUCCUGGGACCCCAGUGAAACCGCUGAGUAUUACGUUGUGACGGCAGAGACCAACGGCGGCCACAGAGUGCAGCUCAGCACAAACGACACCUGGACCUUCAUUUCUGAGUUUCAGUGUGGACAGAAGUACUUCCUGUCUGUUCAGGCAGCAGACUCCGAGUGCACCAGUCUUCCCAGUCAGCCUUCAGUGCUCCAGUCAGGUACCCCUCCUAUCCCUCACUCUCUAAAAUACUGAAGUAUCUCAGAGUGUUUUCCAACUGAGCACUCUUUAAGGGUCAGGUUCAACAAACAGAAAGUUUCCGGCUAGGUCUGACUUUUGCUUUGAAAUUAUUUAGUCAUCCAUUUAUUAAUUUCAGAAAUAUGAUGUUUACGUGGACUUACGUGGUCAAAUAAAUCUGUCUUUAAUUUUCAAAUUUUUAAAAAGUUAGAUGAACAAAUUUAGUUAAAUAAGGAAAGAGAACCUUUUUUUUUUCUUCUUUGGUCGGUCUCAUGAUGGUUUUUCUCUGAUAUAUGGUCUUGGUCUUGUUCUGGUCUCACCCUGCCCUGAUCUUCAUCCUGACUUGCUCUCAAUUCACGUCUUGGUCUUGGUUCGUGUGGUUUGGCCACAACAUUAGUGUUUGGGAUGUUGCAGUUUCUGUAAAUGCUGGAUGAGAUACCUUAACAGGCUUUUUAAAAAACCUGUCCCCCCUAAGUCUAGUCUGUUCCUCUCCCAUUCAGUGCCCUGCCCCCCCACUGAUGUCUCCAGCUCCAUGAACUGCCUCUCUAAUAUUGCCGUGGUCUCAUGGACCGGCUCUGCUGGAGCAGUUUUCUACACUGCCACAGUCACGCAGGGAGACGGUUAUAAUAUGAGCUGCUGGACUGACACCGAGGAGUGCGGCAUGCAGAACCUCAACUGUGGACAGGAUUACACCGUUGAGGUUAUUGCCUCGAACAACGAGUGUGACUCGGACCCAGCUGAGGGCGAUUCAUUGGAGUCAGGUCAGUCAGAGAUGAAAAUCUAGAUAUUCGUCUGUACUUGACCCUGAUGUCUGGAUUCUUCCUACAUUUAUUGCUCACUACUGUCAAUGUCUUGAAUCAGGAACCUCUAAAAGUCCUGUUCAUAUAAUCUCAGCCUUCUUCUCAUGGUUCAGCGUUGAGUAAUCUCCCUCUCAUGUCUUCCCCAGGGCCCUGUGUCCCUACUGAUGUGGAAAUAAAGGUGAACUGCUCUGCAAAUGAGGCUGAGGUGUCCUGGAGCGCCAGUGAGGGCGCUGUGUCCUAUAGAGUGUCAGCUAAGAGCAGACAGGGAGACGUGUCGAUCUGCGAGAGCCCAACCCCUAUAGGUAUUUUGACCAACCUGACCUGUGGCCAGACCUACUCUGUCCAGGUGGUGGCUGAGGAUGAGAUUUGCUCCAGUCUGCCCAGCCAAGCUCUAGAGUUUGAAUCAGGUAAGAAGAACUCAAAAUCCUUUUAGAUAUGAAUACAUCUCCUCAUAUGAUGCUGUUGUCACCUCGUUUCUUCCUCCCUUCACUCAGUUCCCUGCACACCUACAAAUGCCUCCAUUGUUCUGGACUGCUACACAAACUCCGCCCUCUUGGACUGGGCUUACGCUGAGGGUGCUGUGAACUACACGGCAACAGCCCGCUCCUCUAGCGGGAAUGUUUCCAUCUGCAGCAGCAAUUAUACGAACUGUGAGCUCCUGAAGCUGCAGUGUGGCGAGACGUAUGAAGUGACUACUGUGGCUUCAAACGGGAUGUGCAGCAGCCCUCCAAGCUCCACUUUGCAGGUGAAGUCAGGUGAGUCCUCAAAAAACCUUCUUUUUAAUUCAAAAGGGCAAUUUUGUAGAAAGUUUCUCAUUUUUUGUCAAUAAACCAUCUUCUCCUGUUUCCUCCUCUAGUGCCCUGCCCUCCCGAAGAUGUCACUUAUAUAAUGGACUGCUCCACAAACACAGCCUGGGUGGGGUGGGAGCCCAGUAUCGGAGCUGACUCCUACAUCGUUCAGGCCUUAGGCUUGGAAGAACAUGAAACUGGCUGUGAGGCUGAAUCAUCAGAGUCCUGCAUCCUUACAGACCUUUUGUGCGGCUUCACCUACAACAUCAGCGUGAUAGCAGUAAACAGCAUUUGCAAUGUCACACAGAGUGAGGUGACACAGCUGCAUGCAGGUAAGGACCACCAGGGGGACCCAACAUGUUGAAGCUCGAAAGUAAAUGACUUAUUUUGCUGUAUCAGAGAAGAAUAGUGUGUAAGUACUGACUGUGUGUGCAUGUCAUUGGAGGAAAAACAUUUGAAUUUAACCAAGACGGGAAAAAAGAGGCAAGGCAAGUUUAUCUGUAUAGCACCAUUCAUACACAAGGCAAUUCAAAGUGCUUUACAGAUGCAAGGAAAUACAUAAAAGAUUAAACAAACGAGAGAUUAAAAAAAUUUAGAAUCAAAAAGACAAAACAAUUUUUUAAAAUUAUUUUUUGGACAAUUUUUGCCUUUUAUUGAUGGGACAGGGUGAAAUGUGGGGAGGGACCAUGGUCUCCAUAUAUGGGGCCCACUUACCCGCUUGGCCAUCUGUGUGCCCCAAAAUACAAAACCAUUUAAAAUAAAAAAGACAUAAAAUGAUUUAAAAUCAAUAAGACAAACAGAAAAAAUAUUCAUCUGUUCCAUGUUUGCCCUGGACACCAUGAAAACAUCGUUUUUCAGAAAAACAAAAGUACCCCCAUAUUUAUCUCUCAUGAGACUGAAAGUUGGAGAGUUAUGGUUUUCCGGACUCUUCUUGAUCCCACUUUUGUCUUUGCGCCUGGGUCUUUUUUUUUUUCUUUUUUCUCUCUUCUCUGGAUGUCUCCGGCAAUUUCAGCCUUGCACUGGUUUUACUGAAUGUCUCAGUCAGGGACUUUAACCCUUUUGGACACUUGUGGGAACUUGAACCCUCUUGAUGGAACUGUAAGAAUUAAAAGGAGGAGUUGUUUUUAUCCUAACAGAGCUGGUAAUACCUAUGUUUACAAAUGAUGGCUGCAUGAUCCUUAUGUCUUGUGCAAGAUCUAAAUGUCUCCUUCUCUGUCCUCGCAGUUCCCUGUGUACCACAGCAGGUGGAGUCCCGGGUGGUUUGUGAAUCUGGUGCUGUGGCAGUCUCUUGGGAGCCUAGCAAAGGGGCAACAUCAUACACCACAGUCGCACUAGGCAAUGGUGGCUACACAUCCUCCUACAACACCACCGGUACAACCUAUCUUUUCACUGACUUGCUCUGCGGCCACAACUACACCAUCACUGUCAGUGCUUCUGAUGAGGCGUGCAGCAGCGCUGAGAGCUACCCUGAGGAGAUCAACACAGGUGAAACAGCAACUUUCAGUGCACCUAUGAGGCAAAGUGUGUGUCGUUUUAACGCACUGGAAACACCUGACCUUAUUUCAUCUCUUUGUAGCGCCGUGUGUCCCACAGAGAGUGACGGCAGAGAUGAUGUGUAGCGCUGACACAGGUGUAGUGACGUGGGAAGAAGACGAGGUCGUGUCAUCCUACACGGUGCGAGCUUACGGUCCCGAUGGUCACAGGACGAAGUGUAACGGCACUGGGACCUACUGCCAGCUGCUCAACAUGCACUGUGGUCAGCUCUACAACCUGACGGUGACGGCUGAGGACGGAGUGUGUGACAACAGUAACGCCUACCUCAGCCUGCAGUCAGGUCAGUGUAAAAUAGUCAUGUGUGAACUGAAUUAGAUUAGUUGAAUAGCUAAUCUAAUUGUGUGAAAAGUACUAGGGGUGUCCCGAUACGAUAUUGAUAUCGUUUAUCAGUCUGAUAUCAGCUGUAGCUCUUAUGAAAUAUAUACUAUAUUUAUGUUAUGAUAUAUUAGAUAAUGCUAUAUUAAUUUUGAAUUUAAUUUAUAAAUGAUUAUACAUAUAACAAAAGGUUAGAUUUGGGCGAGUGGUUUGUCUCUGGAGCUGGGUGAAAAGUAAUAAACACAAACGAAAAAUGUAAUUUAUACAAACUCUAUUAAUAAACUCAAAAUACUUGAUAGAACACCAAGAAAAGACAUUCAAAAUAAAACAAAAUUAUAAACUAUAAAUAAAAUAUAUCCAUCAGAUUUUAAUUUAAAUGCACUGAAAUAUCAAAAAGUUCCUUUUAAAUUAUACCGGUAAUCUUUUUUCAGUCAAACAAAAUUCACAUUUAACUAAAAACAGUUCAAUUCAAGGCAUAUAAAUGGUAAAAAAAAAAACAAGGGUCCAUAAACUUCCCUUUUGAAGCUUUCAAUAAAAUAACAUCUCAACUCAAAUAUCUAUAUUAUAUUUCCAAAAGGCCUAAAACAUCCAUAAAUAAAAGUGAUUAAUUCAAAGUUAAGACUAUGGUUUGGAUGAUAGGGAGCAGGAACAUGAGGAUUGAGGAUAAGGAUAUAAGGAUUCUGUAAUCUGCGUUACACAGCACUCCGAUACAAGCAGUCCAUUCCAGACUCUUCUAUCUAGCAGCACCCAGAUCCAGCAAGCUGAGCCCACAAAAUCACAACAACAGUGUGUACUAAGGUACUAACAAAGUAGCAAAGGGUAAGAGUGUGGCAGUAUUUUUUGUUUAAGUCCAAAAAAGACAUAGCAGCUGAGUGAAAAACUUGUCAUGAACAAGUUUGUGCCAAUAUAAGAUCAAUAUUGGUAUCUGACAACAUUGAAGGUUACAAUAUCUGUAUUGGAAGUCAAAAAGUUGUAUCGGGACACCCCUGAAAAAACUCCAGUGAUCCAUACUGUAGAUAUGCUGCAUAUGUAACAGAGAGUCUGUCCUCUGUCUGUCUUCAGUUCCUUGCAAGCCGACCAAUGUCAAAGCGGCUCUCCUGUGCCAUUCAAACUCCGCCGCGGUGACGUGGGAACGAGCCAGCGGAGCGCUCUCAUAUCUCGCAGUUGGCGUCACAGCAGAUGGAAGCCACCAGACUGAAUGUAACCACACAGAGACCCACUGUGACAUGACUGACCUGCAGUGUGGACAGACCUACAAUGUAACCGUGUUUGCCGAGGACCAGUACUGUUCCAGUAUGGAGAGUGAAGUUUCCUACAUGCAAACAGGUGUUGGAAACAUCCACGACUAUAUAUGACCACACUGUGCAGAUCUUAAGAUUCUUUUUUUACUACUUUUACCUGUUGUUGUCUCCUGAGUGCUCAAACUAAACUAUUCUAAACGCUUUGAAUCGUCUCCCUGCAGCCCCCUGUCCACCCGAGAGCGUGGCUGUUAAUGCUCUGUGUGAUGAUGGUGACAUGACCAUCUCAUGGUUGCCCAACCCUGACGCUCAGCACUUCUACGCGACUGCGGUGAGCAACACUGGAGCGAGACUACACUGCAACUCCUCCGGCACCGCCUGCACCAUAUUCAACCUCCCGUGUGGACAGACUUACAACAUCACUGUGGUGUCAAAGAGAGACGAGUGUGAGAGUGAGCCAAGCGCUGUGGUGAAGACCUCAUCAGGUGAUUUCAGCGAUUAUCCACUUAUUCAAAGGCAAAAUUUACACAAAGAAAGAUAGAUGAAGACAGAUAAAGUGCUAAAUGUUAGUUGGACUAAACUUUGAAAUACAAGAAAGAAAGAAAGAAAGAAAGAAAGAAAGAAGAUAAAAUAAUAAUUCAAAAUAUGCAUAAAAUAUUAAUAAUAUUAUUAAUAAAAAUAUUAAUAACAUAAAUAAUAAAAGAAAUAAAUAAUAAAAUAAAAAUAACAUAAAGUAAUAAAUAAGUAAUAAUAUAAAUAAAAUAAAUAAUAAAAAUAAAUAAAUAAUAAAAUAAUAGAAAUUGAAAAUAAUAAUAUAAUUUUUUUUCAUGACAAAUAUUAAAUAAUAAUUGAAAAUAUUAAUAAUAAAAAACUAUUUCCAAUAUAAUAUUGACUCUUCCAACACUUGUUCUUCUCCAUUUCACCCUCCACAGCUCCGUGUGUGCCCAGUAAACCUGAGGGCCGUCUGGAUUGUGUGUCAAACUCCGCCUGGGUGACGUGGGAGGCUUCAGAAGGAGCCGACAGCUACUACGUUGUGGCCGAAGGGGUUGGAGGUCACACCUCCAACUGCACCUCCAAAUUCUCGCCUUGUAAUGUCCCAGAUCUACAGUGUGGAACGCUGUACACCUUCUAUGUCACUGCUGUCAACAAGCACUGCAACAGCAGCAACAGCACCACCUUUGAGCUUGAAACAGGUAUUUAAACUGGUGCAAGACUCUCAAAGUGACUCCUGCUGUAACUGGACUAUGUACUAUGAGUGACUGACUGUUUGAAACUUUCUCUCAUCUGUAUGUUUCUUGUACCGCAGGUCCGUGUGCUCUCACGUCCGUCAGCGCAGUGACCCAGUGCAACAACGACACCAUCCUCGUGGAAUGGGAGAGGACCGAGGACACGCCUGUGUACGUGGUGACCGCCGAGGGCCACGACCUGUCCAUCAUCUCCUGCAACAGCUCCUGGAACUCCUGUGUACUCAAGAAAGCGAAGUGUGGCAUGCAUUACAGCAUCAUUGUGUCAACUUCCUCUGAUAAGUGCAGCAGCCUCAGAAGUCCACCAAAGAAGAUUAAAACAGGUGUUUUACAGCUCACUAGUAGAGUCUGAUUCAGUCGCGUAGGGGUGCAUGUGUGAAUUCAAAUUAAUUUCAACAUAAUUUUAAAGAAACUCUGAAGAAAUUUUGUGUUUUUAGCUUUUUUGGUCCUUUUUUUACUUUUUCAAUUGUUUGUUCUCUUUCCUAUUUUAGCCCCCUGUGCUCCAGAGAAUGUGACGAUGACACCAUCCUGUGAGGAUCAUGGAGCCUCAGUGACGUGGGGACACUCCCAUGUGGCUACAUCCUACCUGCUCAUAUCAACAGGAGCUGAUGGACACGUCGUGCACUGCAACACCUCAAUGAACAACUGCACUCUGGCCAACCUGCACUGUGGACAGACGUACAGCUUAAAUAUCACAGCGACAGGAGACAACUGCACCAGCCCCGCCACCACUGCUACCUUUAGAUCAGGUAAAGACACGUGGGACAACAUGUGGGCCUCCGUUUUUACUGUGAUCAAAAAGGAUUUGUCGGUCUUAUGUCAACUUCUGGGUUCCUCUCUCCUCUAGUGCCCUGUGAGCCCUCUGGUCUUGCCGUGGAUGUCGACUGCGAGACAAACUCUGCCGUCUUGUCUUGGGAUGCCAGUGAGGGCGCUGUGGAGUAUUAUGGCUGCGCUCAACCCUUCGAGGGAGACCCGAUUUACUGUGACAGCGAUUUCACUUCCUGUGUCAUCGAGGGCCUGGAAUGUGGAGAGGUUUACAAUUUCUCUGUGGAAGCUUCUGACGGCUUCUGCAACAGCUCAUUGAGUGAACCUCUGCAGGAGGGAGCAGGUAAUCAUUACAUCUGAAAGAUUAGACCAUCUCUGCUGAUAGUAUCAUUACAAUCUGAGCCUCACAUACAAACUUUUAAAGCUUGAUUGCUGUCCAUUUUAAGAAGGUUAAAACUGUUUUUGGUACCCUGUUGUUUGUUUAUAGAUUUGUAAAUUACUCCAGUUAAUGUAAUGGUUAGAAAUCAAUCAAUCUAUCAAUCAAAAUGUAUUUUGAAAGCACUUUUCAUACAUAGAUUGUGGCACAAAGUGCUGUCCAUUCACACAGGAUAUUGAAAAAAAGACACAGGUAACCAAUGCAGAGAUUUUCAAACUGGCGUGAUGUGGACUCUCUUCCUGGUCUUCAUCAGCAUGCGUGCAGCUGAAUAUUGUAGUAAUCAAUAAAUCCAACAACAAAAGUCAGCAAGAAGAGCAGUUUUGUUCAAAAACACUCCUAAGUCUGAGUCUUUCUCCUCUUUAGCUCCUUGCCCGCCGUCUACUCCGAAAGUCAGACUGCAGAGAAUAGGACAAAUUCACUGGGCCAUGGCAUCAUGGGAACACAUCGAUUGUCCUGACGUUGAGUACCUUGUGGAGAUAACCGGUAGAAUUGAGGACAGCCCACAAGCUGUGAUGGAGGUUUCAUCAUACUGGCUUCCCAGGCCGUACUUUGAGUUUCCCAUGCCCUGCAGCACAGCGUAUAACCUCACUGUACGCUCGAGAAACUCGGGUGGUGUAAGUGAGCAAUCUAUUGCCUUCAUUGGAGUCACAGGUAACUUUCAAUCUGCACAGUGUAUUUUUUUUCUUUGCAGUGCAAAAAUCAAAUACAAACUCCUUUCCUCUUUUCUUCUUUUGCAGUCCCCUGCGCCCCAAAGAAUGUGCAAUACUCCGGUACUCGUGAGUCAGUCAGAGUUUCCUGGGAGUCAUCGGUGUUUGCAACGGGCUACACGAUCUAUGAUGAGUCAGGAGCAGAGCGAGUGGAGCUGUGCAGCACAGAGGAACUCUUCUGCCAACUCAUCGACUUUGAUCCUGAUAACACAACAGUAAUAGCUUACAAUGAUGAAGGAGAGAGCAACCCAAGCCUUGAGAUAACAGGUCAGUCACAGAGAGUCAAUUCUGUUAUUUAAUGCUUACUUUUGCUUUUCUCUUCAUGUCACAUUUAAUUCUUGCUCUCGAAAGUUGUUACAAGAGUUUAUUUACCUCUUCAGGUUCGCUAAGCCUUCGCAGGAGAAGAGAUUUGAGGACCACAGAAGUUUUCUCCCACUUUGACAAUGGUGAGUGUCGUGUUACAGCACCACCAAAAGAAAGGGAUGAGUGAGAUAAUGAGUCAUAGUUGUCCCGCGGUCAUUGUAGACGUACACUCCAAAGGUUGUCCCAUUCUCACACGGCUCUGUUUCCCUCUUUGUUUGUCUCUCAGGUCUUGAAGUCCCAAAACUGCAGAAUGUAACAGUAAGUGGAGUUUCUUUGUACGUGAAGUGGACGACAGUGAAGGAUGCGAACGAGUACACGCUCUUGAUUGAGGAGGAACAGAACAAGCAGCAGAGAGUGAGGACCGUGGAAGGUGAUUUUUACACAGAGACUAACCUCAAGCCGUGGACCACCUACAGCGUCAGAAUCAGAGCCAAAAACACCAUCACCCAAAGUCACUACACCAGACCAGUGAGCAGAACAACCGGCUCUCGUUAA
Xyrichtys novacula (pearly razorfish) is the source of this 34109-nucleotide messenger RNA. The record is from the annotation of a GenBank genome assembly. NCBI's taxonomy places the organism in Eukaryota, Metazoa, Chordata, Actinopteri, Labriformes, Labridae.